AGAGGGAGGUAACUCUGUAAUACAGACAUCUCUCUACAAUCGUUUGUCACAUGAUAAAAGUUCUGAAACCUUUUAUCGAACAUUUUACGAUCGUAUGAAAGAAGCUGAGUUAGAGAUAAAGAAUACCAUCACAGUUAACACAAGUGAUACGUUAAGUAGUAAGAAAUCCUCUGAGGAGACCCAUGGUGGUAGUCAUGGUAAAAAUAAUAGAAAAGCAGGAAAUGGGAUGAUAACCGACGAAUUGCGUGCCCAGUUUGACGAAUCAACCAGCAUUACGAGUCGAACCAUGGGUCAGUUACGGCAAACACAGGGCCACAUAGACGACGGAGAGGACGGACGAAAUCAUAUAGUUCACGAUGAUGCCGCAGAUCACAGACCAACACGAGAGAAAGAAGAAAAGAAGUUAACAGCACAGAUAUCCAUGAUGCAACCAAUUUUACGAUUUCUGCAACUUUUAUGUGAAAACCACAACAGAGAUUUACAGAACAACUUACGACAGCAGGAUAAUAAGACCAGCUACAAUCUUGUGUGUGAAACUCUGCAGUUCUUAGAUUGUAUUUGUGGCAGUACAACUGGAGGACUUGGUCUACUAGGUCUUUAUAUCAAUGUUAAUAAUGUAGGCUUGAUUAAUCAAGCCCUGACAAGUUUAACAGAAUACUGUCAGGGACCCUGUCACAUCAAUCAGAAUGCUAUAGCUAUGCAUGAGAGUAAUGGUAUAGAUAUAAUUAUAGCAUUGUUAUUAAAUGAUAUUAACCCAUUGGGUAAACAACGAAUGGAUCUGGUACUAGAAUUGAAGAAUAAUGCCUCGAAGCUGUUAUUAGCCAUUAUGGAAAGUCGACAUGAUAGUGAAAAUGCAGAAAGAAUCCUCUACAACAUGAGUCCAAAACAAUUAGUGGACUCAAUUAAACGAGUUUUUAAACAAGAAAUAUUAGAGGGCGAUAUAUUCUACUCUUUAAAGGUUGAUGUAGCGAAGCAAGCAUUCCAUUCUGAAGAUGCCGUGGAAGAUGACGAAGAAGAUGAUGAAGAGCGAGAAGCAUCCCCGAAAGCUGUUGGUCACAAUAUAUUUAUCCUGGCUCAUCAACUUUCUCAACAUAAUAAAGAACUUUCGGAACUUCUAAAACCAAGUGGAACGGACUUGUAUGGAGACCAAGCUUUAGAAUUUUAUGCCAAACACACGGCACAGAUUGAAAUUGCCCGUAUGGAUCGCACGAUGGAGAGAAUUGUCUUCCCUAUUCCUGAAAUCUGUGAAUAUGUAACAGAGGAGACGAUGGUCAAAGUUUACCAAUCAGCAGAAAGAGAUGAACAAGGGAGUAAGGUGGCUGAUUUCUUUGAUCGUCAUGAAGAUAUACUUAGAGAGAUGCAGUGGCAGAAAAAAUUACGAGCAAAUCCGUUGUUAUUUUGGUUCAGUAGUCACAUGUUACUAUGGGGUAGCAUGUCCUUUAAUUUUACUGUGAUAAUUAAUCUAUUAGUGGCCUUGUUUUAUCCGUUUGAUGAUUCAAAAAAAGAAUUGGAUCCUCGACUUUCAACGUUAGUGUGGACGGCCAUGUUGGUUUCCUUGGCAAUAGUGAUAACGUUACCAAGUCCUGGUGUAAUCCGAGUGCUGAUAUUGUCAACUAUUUUACGUUUGAUAUUUUCGGUUGGUCUUGAACCCACUUUGUGGCUUCUUGGCGUAUUAAAUGUUAUCAACAAGGCGAUAUUUUUAACAAGUUUGAUGGGUAAUCGUGGUACAUUCACGAAACCAAUUCGACACAUCAUCACCGACUUUGAGUUCAUGUAUGAUAGUUUGUAUUUAACGUUGUGUAUGCUGGGAUUAUGUGUUCAUGAAUUCUUCUACAGUUUACUGCUAUUGGAUGUCGUGUAUCGAGAAGAAACAUUGGUUAAUGUAAUUCGUUCUGUGACGAGAAAUGGCCGAUCUAUCAUCAUGACAGCUGUUCUGGCUGUUAUUCUAAUCUAUCUCUUCUCAAUCAUAGGCUUCAUCUUCUUCCAAGAUGACUUUCUCAUGGAGGUGGAAUCUCUUGACAUUCAACAAAUUGCAAAUGAUACAACAGGGUCGUGUCCAACUGAUGGUAAUUGUUCAAACACACAGUCUAUAGUCAGUCAAUUUCUUCACAUGGAACAAGAAACUGGAAUCGCACAACCAGAUGAAGAAGAUAAACAAAGAGCUUGUGAUUCUCUUAUCAUGUGUAUUUUAACAUCAUUAAAUCAAGGUUUACGUAAUGGAGGAGGUAUCGGUGAUGUCUUACGUAAACCAAGCAGCAAGGAGCCUCUGUUUGUGAUGAGGGUUGUUUAUGAUCUGUUGUUCUUCUUCAUCAUCAUCAUUAUUGUACUUAACCUCAUCUUUGGUGUCAUCAUUGACACCUUCGCUGAUCUCAGAAGUGAAAAACAACAGAAGGAGGAGAUAUUAAAAAAUUCAUGUUUUAUUUGUGGUUUGGAGCGAUCAGCGUUCGACAAUCGUACCGUAUCAUUUGAAGAACAUGUUCAGUCCGAACACAACAUGUGGCAUUAUUUAUAUUUUAUUGUAUUAGUUAAUGUAAAAGAUCCAACAGAGUUUACCGGACCAGAGAGCUAUGUUUAUUCCAUGAUAAAGGAGAAAAAGUUAGAAUGGUUCCCUCGAAUGUGUGCUAUGUCGCUGACGGCAGAAGAAAGUGAAGGUGAAACUAACGAGUUACGUAAUUUACAGGCCCAAUUAGAUGGUACCAAUAAAUUAAUACAGAAUUUAUCUUCUCAGCUUAAUGAUCUAAAAGAUCAGAUGACAGAACAACGAAAACAGAAACAGAGAAUGGGAUUGUUACAGAAUCCUACGUUCCCCAUGAACCACCAAAGUUUAUAGAUAAAAAUAGCUCGUAGUCGUUUCUGAUUAUAUCAGUGGGUGGUGCCAGGAUUUUCCAGAAUGGAGGGAUGGAAUGUGGAACACUAUCAAGAGAAAUGAUGGAAUCGUAGUAUCCAUCAGAAAGUGGGAAAAUUGGCUCAUGGAAAUUUAACUUUUGAAUUAUUUUAGGCCCCAUCCAAGAACCCUGCUCUCCCCCCUUGCUGCUGCCACUGGUAGAAUGUGAUAGCUUGUUUGAUCCAGAGCCAGAAAUAUUUUUAUUUAUUAUGAAACCAGAAAACAGUUGGCCAGUGUACGUGUUAACCAUGUGACCUUUGUACGCAAAUUUCUAACCCACCCUACCUCUACUAAAGCUUUAACAAAUUUUGGACUGUGUUGAUGAAAUAUGUCAAAAAUGACCAAAAUUAUGUAAAAGUUGAAUUGAGCAAAUAAUUCUUUGAUGGCUGUUGCCCCCAAACAGCACAAAAUUGAUAAUUGUGAAUAUACUUUGUAGAUAUAUAUAUAUAUAUAGAUAUCUGGGUAUUGUUUUGGUCCGAUUCACCUGUCGAGACUAGCUGGUCCAAUUCAUCUGUCAAGACUGGCUGGUCCAAUUCACCUGUCGAGACUGUCUGGUCCGAUUCACCUGUCGAGUCUGGCUGGUCCAAUUCACCUGUCAAGACUGGCUGGUCCGAUUCACCUGUCGAGACUGGCUGCUAGUUCAAUUGAUUGCAGGAGGAUAUUAAGUGCAGAAGGACCGCACCACACACUAACAAAACUCUGCGGACAAUGGGAAAUGCAAAACUAUCAAAUCAAUUGAAUGGAUCCAGGGUCUAGCCAUAAGCUCCCACUGAAAUGUACAGUUCUGGGUCUGUAGUGAAAAGCAAAAAGUAACAUUAAAAAGAAACCCAGUAAAUUAAUAUUAGGAUUGUUUAUGUGUUAAAAGACUCUUUAGUGUUUAUUUAUAAAUCGGAGACGAUGCAAAUAAUUGCAAAAAUUGUCUGACAUAUACCUGACCAGCAGGAAAACUGUUGAAAUGGGAAAACCUUAAUGUAUAUAGUAAUGUAUUUACAUAUCUUUAAAUAUAUUAUAAAUCUGAAUUAAUCAAAAUCUCCAUUUCACGAUCAAUAUUAUCCUUCCGUCUAUAUUCCUGUAUCUGUUCAUUAGAAACAAUUUUACUUUCCAGUUUUAACUUAUAAAAGAUCCUUAAAGAGUAGACCAUAUUGCCACUGCCUGGGCAAAAUUUCCCUCAUAGCACACUGUAUGAUGUAUGUCCGUCUUGAAUAGCCAAGUCGGUACAGAUAAGUAGGCAUUAAACCUCACUUUAUUUAAUUUAUUAAUGUGGCUGCUCAAUAUGUAAGGUGCUGAGCAUGGCUCACUAACCAGGAAGGCCCAGGUUCAAUCCCGGUGGUAUCCGUGAAUGUUCCUCAGGGGUUUCCAGUCUGCUUUGUCUGUGUCAGUCAUGCAGAAUCAGAGAGCCUGGCAAGAAAAGAAUGAGGUUUCGUCUUCAUGUUUUUGUGCUUGCAAAAAAACCCAUGGCAGUUGGAUUUUCCUGAAGAAUAGGCAGUAAUGAACGCAGCUUUCUAAGCUCACUAUGCCAAUCUUCAUUUGUCAGGUUACUGUAGGACUUCAACCACAUUUUAUUUCAUAUUGUUAAUUUGAUUACAAAAACUGCCAUUUGAAUUGAUAGGUGCUAUAUAAUAACAAUGUGUAGAUCGUUAACCCUCAUCGAAAACACCUGUUAUAAUACUUAGACUACAACUUGGGUAUCAUGUAGUUGUGAUGUGUUACGUUUAGAUCUUAUAGUAGGACAUUAAACCCCAUUUCAUUUCAUUUCAUUUACAUUUAUAUGUAUAAAUAAUAAUGAUAAUCGUUUUAUAUAGUGCUGAACAUCCAGUCAGUCUGAAUAAUACACACAGAUCCUAUUUCGUUCUGUUUUACAUAUCUUCAGACCGGGGUGACGUAGUUACUGCGUCAGACCGGGGUGACGUAGUUACUGCGCUGCUGCGACCGUACGGCGACCAGAAAAGGGACAAGGUCUGACGGGGAUACAAGAUACUAUCUGGACCAGUUGUUAAAUAUCCCCAUUCUGGUUGAUGUGAGGGUUUAGAGAAUCAGACGUUGGUGUUAAAUGAUAAGGCCAGCUCAAUUUUUUGUCAUAGGUCACAAAAUGUAAACAGGGCUAGCGCUAAUCCCAACCCUAACCCUUGACCUAGCCCCAAUGCUUACCCUAACCUACAAUCUCGCCAACAAUCACGUGCCCUAACCUUGUUUACAUCUCAGCGACCUUGACAAAAAUUGAGCUGACCUUAACAAAUAGAUUUAGCCGACAAUAAAAUAGUUUGUUGAGUUAAGUUUUGAACGUCUGGCGCACACUGUCUAUGGGUAGAUGGAAAACAAUUCAAAGCAAAAGAUGUAUUUCACAUGACCCCUGACGCGACUUCCCAUGGCAACUGGUCAGAUAUUUAUGUAGUGAAGGCCAAAUUUUAAAACAAAACGAAAUAUAGAUCUGUAUUUUAAUCAGAAUUGUACAAAUCUAUAUGUUUAUAAACUUUAUGAUUUUGCUUUUAGGUUCAUAUUGUCAAUAACUGAUAUGCUUUGAUGUGUUCAUUACUCUUUUGAUGUACUAGAACAAGAGUGGCCAACCUCCAGCAAGGAGGAUUCAUUAAACAAACAUUAUACAAAAGCCCAAUCUGCCUAUUGCAGGUUUUUCUUUAUAGGCCUGAAAUGUUAUAUAAAUUAUUAAUUAGACAUUAAUUAAAUUAUCCAAUCCAGGAUGGCAAGGAAUUUCUCCGAUAUUAAAUAGAUUAGAACAGUUCAGCCAUAUUUUGAUUUAAGCUAAAACUGAAGGAGCGAGAUUUAGCUUCAAACAACCAGUACGAUGGUUGAAAUUAUUGCACACAUCAUGUCAAACCUUCAAAGGCUAAUAUCUUCGCUGGCAAUAGAGUAAUUUGAAUGAAAUUUUCACAUUAUUCAUUUUAUAUUAUCUAUUUUUGAGCUAUUAUAGCAAGAAUGGUCAGCUUUGUAUCUAAAUCGUACAUAAUGUAUCUUUAAUUACCA
Molecule: messenger RNA, 5863 nt
Organism: Patella vulgata (common limpet)
Lineage: Eukaryota; Metazoa; Mollusca; Gastropoda; Patellidae
Product: inositol 1,4,5-trisphosphate receptor type 1
Exons: 19
Coding region: 95-2830 (911 amino acids)
Biological process (GO): calcium ion transport; transmembrane transport
Cellular component (GO): membrane
Molecular function (GO): monoatomic ion channel activity
Source: RefSeq, a predicted model, not a curated record